Messenger RNA from Ostrea edulis (European flat oyster), 3447 nucleotides. RefSeq names its product synaptotagmin-15-like. Gene Ontology annotation, cellular component: membrane. The record is from RefSeq and is a predicted model, not a curated record. NCBI's taxonomy places the organism in Eukaryota, Metazoa, Mollusca, Bivalvia, Ostreida, Ostreidae. Gene Ontology annotation, biological process: regulation of calcium ion-dependent exocytosis; cellular response to calcium ion; calcium-ion regulated exocytosis. Gene Ontology annotation, molecular function: phosphatidylserine binding; calcium-dependent phospholipid binding; calcium ion binding. The transcript has 9 exons. The coding region runs from base 319 to 1554 and encodes 411 amino acids.
GUACUCAUUAUUUGAUUGACGUUUCCUUCAUCAGGUUUUGGAAUCAUGACCAAAAUCGUUCGUCCAUUAAUGUUAGUAUAAAAGAGAUAAUGUCUUACUGAGAGAACGCGGAAGGUCGUAUCGGGUUGGGAUCCCAGUGUAUUGACGGAACAUUGUGAUCGUUUAAAGCAACGGUGUGUGUAAUUGACCGUUAUAAAGGAGGUAAAGCGAGCACCUGUUGAUUCCCCGGCACAGGUAUCACAGAUCAAUGUUUAAGGAGGAAGGCCGAUAAUGUACACCACCUGUCCAGUGCGUAUCGACUAGAGCUUUAAAGUGAUCAUGUCCGUGUCUUACGAUGUGAUAAUUGUGGGCGUGGUAUGUGGCGUAGUCGCGGCCCUCAUCCUUAUCGCCGUGAUGUGGUGGUGGUAUUGUAACCGGAAACGGAAGCGACAGUCGAGCUACGAACAGAUACUACCAGACCGGAAACAAAGUAUUCACAUAGAGAACGGAACUUUAGUAGUCAACAUGAAACAGAUCCCCUUCACUGUGCCAACACAAUCCACGCUGACAAGGAGGAUAGAGCGAGGAUCAUCCGAGGAGUUUCGGUCCGGGGGAGGAGUAUUAUCGGAGCCCACGUCACCCCUAAACGUCAAGCGUCCUUCUGUUGAAAUACCAGGUGCCUAUGCCUUGGGGUCUAUCGAUCCCAGUCUCUACAAAAUAGUUGACGAGGAUGACGAUUAUGAAAUUCCUAUGGAUCAUAUCGGAAGGGUGUGGUUUGCCGUUGAAUAUGAGAGAGAAACGGAAAAAUUACUGGUGACAUUAAUGAAGGCAAAGAACCUCCCGACCCGGCAAUAUGGCAAUAACAGCAGUUGUGACCCCUUCAUAAGGUUGUAUCUGAUGCCUGAUGAACGUCGAUAUUUACAAUCCAAAUUCAAAAAGAAGACCUGCAAUCCAAAGUUCGAGGAAAGCUUUGUAUUUCAGGUAUCGUACAGAUCACUACAGGAACGGGUGCUGAAGAUUACAGUAUAUGACGUAGACCGCCAUAAACGUCACAACGUCAUAGGGCAUGCCCUUUACCCGCUUAAAGAACACGUCGCUGAAUGUAACGAACGUCUUGUCAUUUGGAGGGAUCUCGAAAAGGAGGUCACUGAGUCGACGGCCGACAAAGGGGAGUUACUCGUGGCACUCUGUUAUAACAAUCAUCUGGAGCGUCUGACAGUGGGCGUGUUGGAAGCCCGGGACCUCAAGUACGAAAUUCAACCCAGUGAUACUUAUGUAAAAGUGUGUGUUCUAGUCCAAAACAGAGUGGUCAAAACGAAGAAAACAGAAGUGCUGAAGAAAACAGACAGCCCUAAUUAUAACGAAUCAUUCAUAUUAAAACUUCCGGUUACAAGUUUGGACUCCGCCAGUUUAAGCCUAACCAUCAUGCAGCAUUCCAGUGGCCAUAAAGAUAAAAUAAUAGGACGAGUGAUUUUGGGGUCUUUCAUGUUUGCCAGAGGAAAGGAGUUGGAUCACUGGAAUGAGAUGGUGGCCAAUCAGAGAGACCAAGUAACACAGUGGCACGGGCUGGUGUGAUUGUCGUGUGUCUGUCAGUGCGUGUCGACUGCUUCUUGGGGAAGGAGAUGGUGGUCAUUGAAAGAGAUCAUGUUCUAGAUAGGAGCGUGCUAGUAUGAUUGUCUGUGUGCCUGUGAAUGCGUGCCGACUAUUUUGUCAAUUGAUCUACUGCCUUUGCUUUCAUAUAGACACAAUAUUUGCUGUAAUCAUAAAAGCAGACAUGGGUACCCGUGUAGCUUAAAGGUCAUAGGAGACUAUUUUCAAAAAGAAAUUGUUUUGCCCGAAAAUGUGUUCGUUAAUUACUUGACAUAUGUAAAUAAGUCAUUCAAAAAAAAUCGUAAGGUAACAGACGCUACAGAUCGUCAAAUAUUGCUGUGGUAUGAAGUAUGAAAAUAGUAUGAUGACUUAUCCCCCUUGCUUGAUGACGUCAAGAGAUCAGCUUGACGCAAAAGUGUAUUUGUUUUUACCAACAACUGCGGGUUUUAGCCAUCAAAAUGUUCAAUGUGUUUGCAUUCAGCUGUAAUGUAGCAAGUCAGGUAUUUCAAUAUACCUUCGUCCAAAAGAUCCAAAGUUCAGAAAGACUUGGGUGUGAAAUCUACACCGAGAACAGUCUAAGUCGAAAUUGUGUGAAAUUCAUUUUACGGGGGUUGAUUAGGAUCAAUUUCGUUAUCAUAUACACCCUAGCAAAAAUUAAUUGGUAGAAGAAAUUUAAAAAUCUUCAAUCAGAUGCAGUUCCAACUAUUUUCGACUACGGACCAACUGCAAUAUUAGGAGAAAUAAACCAAUCUUUACGGUCAUGCAAAAGUUGUGUGUGAUUUUGUUUCUAAUGAAGCACAAAUUUGCAUGUAGUGGUUUCCUUAUUGGGGACAAAAGAAAAACAAAGAUACGUUAAAUCUUGAGUAAAGUGAUAUUAAAUUAUUCUUCAUAUAGGCCCUAGUGUCGCAAAUUAUAUUGUAAAAGAAUGUUAAGUAGCCAUAUAUAUAUAUAUAUAUAUAUAUAUAUAUAUAUAUAUAUAUAUAUAUAUAUGAUAAUCACCUGUUAAACUAAAAUAGCUGCACACAAUAGAUAUAAAAAAAAUCCUAAUAAAAUAAAUUCAAAAUACAGCGUUCACGAUAUGUGCAAAGGAAAUUCUGAUCUGGCUAUAAAAUAUAUCCGAGUCAAGUGGAAUUUAGGCACGUAGAAACAAAGGGGGAUGAGGGGUGCCCACCUGUUUUGUCAGUCAACCUUCAACUUGACCACCCCCACUCACCCCAAUGCUGCAUGGUGUUAGAAAUAUUGCAUGUAAUAACUAUCUAUAUUUCUCAUAUUGUCAUUAGGGAAUGUACUCUGAAAAUUAUCAUACAUUAAUUCAUCAUUAACCAGUCAGUAUUAUUUCAACCGAUUCGGAAUAAAUAGGACCUUGAUCUAUCUUCGAUCUUGUUCGUCCUCCGAUGAAUAAUCGUCGGUGUGACAAGCAUUUGCAUUAAUUAUGAGUUCAAAGUGAUAUCUUGUUUUACAAACUAUGGCUCCUCGAUCAAAAACUCCUCCGGGUGCGAAUAAAUCGUCUAUGGGUGUGCUUUUGUUUUGAUUCGCAUAUCUGAGUGUGGUCUCUUAUGACGUCACACACUCAGGAACGAUAAUCGGGCAAUGAUUUGUCUAUUAUGGAGACAAAGGGUAUUGUUAAAAUCCGUCUCCUAUGACCUUUAACAACCAUGAUUUGAUUGUUGACUGCGAGACAGUUUGUUAGAUGUACAUGUGACAGCAUUCUGUACAUACCUUUUUGAAAACACUAGGCCACAUAUUUUAAGAUCAUAGAAUCGCCACUAAUUAUAGACAAAACACUGUGUAUUCGAUAAUUCAUAUGCUCACAAUUUUGUUAUAUUUUGUUGAUAUCUUUUGAUUUUCUUAACUUACAAAAUAAACUUUGACAUUUUU